AUGACUGACAGCAUCAACGAAGAAGCACCAAGACAGGAAUGUUCAUCCGACAUUGAACGGCAGUCACCUCCUCCCACCCAUUCUGCACCUCGAUUCCCCUUUGAAAGCAAUCUUCGACUCGAUAUGACUGGCUCGCCAGUCCCUCUUAUUACAGAAGCCAGUCCACCAACCACUCCAGUGAUGUUUCUGCCCAUCACUGAAGGGACUUCCUGUGAUGACACCGCUGAUAGCGUCUCUAAUGACACUGCUGACGCUGACAACAUCUCUCUUCCUUCAAAGCUUCCCAAAACGCCUGACACCGUUAUGUCGAGGGGAGAUGAAGAGAUCAAAGGCGAUGGGCAUCCUUCGAAGCUUUAUGAGGAGGAAGAAGGAGAUGAUGGCAGUGACAGCACGUCACAUGCUGUGAUUGCUGCAGGGAAUCGCAAGGAGAAGCAAUGGUCCUUGCCACCGAAGUGUGUGAUGAUCGCUGUACUGCCGGUGGUAUUUUUGGUCAUGCUGGCUACGACAUUAUACUUUCUUCUUGGACAAGGACAACAACAAGGAAGGGAAGCAACUGUGCCAGCUGCAUUUUAUAAAGAGAGGUCCACUCCCCAGCCAACAGUGUUCGCUCCGUUUGAAACAGGUGUGCCCAGUGAAGCACCAUCCAGUCGCCCAACCCAAGGGCCAACACCAACAAGAGUGAAUGUCGCACCGCGUCCCCCGACCAAUCGCCCAACAUCCGACCCAACGUCGAGACCAACUCGUAAUCCAACGUCCUCGACGAGUCGCCCUACGCAAAGACCAACUCCUAACAACCCAACACCGAGGCCAACAAGACUAUUUGAAGCACCACGUCCCUCAGCCAUGACCAGUCGCCCUACGCAAAGACCAACUCUAGGCCCAUCUCCCAACCCAACACCGAGACCAACUCCCAAUCCGACGCCCUCCACCACGACCAAUCGCCCUACGCAAAGACCAACUCCCAACCCAACACCGAGACCAAGUCCACGACCCAAUCCAGCUCCCGCUCCUAUUGAAGACAUCAUUUCCGAUUUCUUGUUCAAAAAGAAUAGCGAUAAUAACGCUGUCAAUCCCAACGAUGCAUCGGUGCAAAAGGCUCUGCGAUGGUUGGAGAAUGAAGCCGAUGCAGCUCAAUCCAUACCCUUUCCAUUGGACCAAAAAUAUCUUCAACGAUUUGGUAUUCUCAUACUCUACUUCUCUGUCGCUCCGAAUGUCCAACCUUCCAGCUCCAACAAAGGACGCUUGCCCAAUCUGGGCAUGCAGAAUCAAGACGAAUGCUCUUGGACCGGCAUGAGAUGCAAUGGAAAUGGCAUGUUGACCAGAAUCAAACUUUCGAACAGGCAAUUUGAUGGCACCCUUCCUGCCGAGUGGGGCUUCUUUCCAAAUCUGAAGUCGAUUGACUUUUCCAAUAACAAGCUGAAAGGAAUUAUUCCGCAAACCAUUUACGGUCUCUCUCGAAUCGAAGAGUUGUACUUGUACAAGAAUCAAUUGAGUGGGAGUAUUAGCUCCAAGAUUGGUAACUUGUGGCGCUUAGAGAGGUUCCACCUUAGUCACAACAAGCUUGAAGGAUCGAUUCCGAAAUCAAUUGCGUCUACCUUAAGUCGGGCUCGUAAACUUCGCUACUUUAAUGUCCAUCGCAAUCAAAUGACAGGUACUAUUCCAUCCAACAUGCGGUUGCGGCAAUUGUACACCAUUGACCUCGGACAUAACAAAUUUAGUGGUACAUUGCCUCCUGACUUUGGGACAGAAUCAAUCAGAUUGAGGCACCUCAUGCUGGACUACAAUGGAUUUAGCGGAACUUUUCCCUCUGAGGUCCUCAACGCUGGUGGAGGACGUCUCAUCACACUCUUUGUUAACGACAACAAAUUCAGUGGAACUUUUCCGGGAGACCAUGAUAAUACGGACUCUAUGUCUGAAAUGACAAUUCAAAACAACAACUUUGUUUCGAUGCAAAGGAACGCUACCUGUCAACUGGAUGUCUUUUCGGGUGGUGAGCUAGUCGAAUUCAAAUCGGAUUGUCUCGUUUGCCGAUGUGGGUUCGCGUUGAUGUGCCGAUACUGCACGUUGUAG
Molecule: messenger RNA, 2070 nt
Organism: Cylindrotheca closterium
Lineage: Eukaryota; Bacillariophyta; Bacillariophyceae; Bacillariales; Bacillariaceae
Source: the annotation of a GenBank genome assembly